Messenger RNA from Oncorhynchus keta (chum salmon), 3792 nucleotides. RefSeq names its product ubiquitin carboxyl-terminal hydrolase 44-like. Lineage: Eukaryota; Metazoa; Chordata; Actinopteri; Salmoniformes; Salmonidae. The record is from RefSeq and is a predicted model, not a curated record. Gene Ontology annotation, molecular function: cysteine-type deubiquitinase activity; zinc ion binding. Gene Ontology annotation, biological process: protein deubiquitination. The transcript is spliced from 6 exons. Bases 12 to 2087 code for a protein of 691 amino acids. Gene Ontology annotation, cellular component: cytoplasm.
AAGUGUGUGCGAUGGACAGGUGUAAGCACGUGGGGCGGCUCAGGCUGGCCCCAGACCACUCCAUCCUCAACCCCCAGAAGUGGCACUGCGUGGACUGCAACACCACAGAGUCGGUGUGGGCCUGCCUGGGCUGUGCCCACGUUGCGUGUGGCCGCUACAUCGAGGAGCACGCCCUGCAGCACUUCCUGCAGCAUCACCACCCGUUGGCCAUAGAGGUCAACGAGCUCUAUGUCUUCUGCUACCUAUGUGACGACUACGUGCUCAACGACAACGCGACGGGAGACCUCAAGCUGCUGCGCUCCACUCUCAGUGCCAUCCAGAGCCAGCGCUACGAGGUCACCACCCGCUCAGGACGCAUCUUGAGAUCGGCUAGCGCUCCACCCGACGCCCCCCAGCCCUGCGGCUCCAGCGAACUGCAGCUGAGGGACGAGGACCGCAUGUUCACGGCGCUCUGGCACCGCCGCCGGGCACUGAUGGGUCGAGUGUUCCACACCUGGUUCAGCCUGACGGAAGGGGGGAAGAGGAGGGAGGAGGAGGAGAGGCAGAGAGAGGAGGAGGAGAGGAGGAGGAAGGAGUUGAGAGAGAGGAGGAAGACGUUGAAGAGGCAGCUACAGGAAGCGUUGGAGAGUGCUCCACCCAGGAAGAGUCACCGCCUGAGGAGAGCCAGCCAGAGAGCUGCCGCCGCCGCUGCUGUCACCCCCUGCUCCACACGAACACCCGCCUCUGCCCAAGCCCGGAUUGCCCCCUCCCCGGCCCCCCGCCGUGCCCCCCCCAAACAGGGCGACUCGCCCCUCAAACGGCGGCCCACUGUCACUCCGGGUGUCACGGGUCUGCGUAACCUAGGCAACACAUGCUACAUGAACUCCAUCCUGCAGGUGCUGAGCCACCUUCACAUCUUCAGGGAGUGUUUCCUCCAGCUGGACCUGACGCAGGCCCUGGAGCUGCUGGCCUCGGCCGUUCACGGCCAGCUGGUGGUUCCCAGCCCCGGGGGCCCUGUGUCGUCCUUCCCGCUGGCCCAGAGGAGAGGCCCCCAGGUGGGUGCUGGGCUAAGCGGGGGUGCCUCCAGGGCCCGGAGCAUGGAGCUGAUUCAGCCCAAGGAGCCCAGCUCCAAGCACAUCUCCCUGUGCCACGAGCUGCACACACUCUUCCAGGUGAUGUGGUCGGGCAAGUGGGCACUGGUGUCGCCCUUUGCCAUGCUGCACUCGGUGUGGCAGCUGAUCCCAGCCUUCCGGGGCUACGCCCAGCAGGAUGCCCAGGAGUUCCUGUGUGAGCUGCUUGACAAGGUGCAGCACGAGCUGGAGAGCACAGGGACUCACACGCCGCCCGCUGGUGUGUCAACCGGACAGAGACAUCUCAUCAAGCAGGUGCUCAGCAUAGUCAACACCAUCUUCCACGGUCAGCUCCUCAGCCAGGUGACGUGUCUAGCAUGUGACCACCGCUCCAACACGGUGGAACCCUUCUGGGACCUAUCGCUGGAGUUCCCCGAGCGUUACCACAGCAACAGCCGAGAGAGCGCAGCGCAGGUCUCGUGCCAGCUGACGGAGAUGCUGGCCAAGUUCACGGAGACCGAAGCCCUGGAGGGCAACAUCUACGCCUGCGACCAGUGCAACAGUAAGCGGCGGAGGUUCUCCUCCAAGCCUGUCAUCCUGACUGAAGCUCAGAAACAGCUGAUGGUUCACAAACUGCCUCAGGUCCUGCGCCUGCACCUCAAACGCUUCAGGUGGUCUGGGAGAAACCACAGGGAGAAGAUCGGGGUCCACGUCAGCUUUGACCAGCUCCUCAACAUGGAGCCAUACUGCUGCAGAGACCCCUCCCCCAAGAGCUCGCCAUACUCCAGUCCAGCCCCCGCCGGCUCCCCGACCCCCAAACACUUCCUGUACGAACUGUCUGCUGUGGUGAUGCAUCAUGGGAAGGGCUUUGGCUCUGGCCACUACACUGCCUACUGCUACAACAAAGAAGGAAGGUUCUGGGUCCACUGUAAUGACUCUAAGCUGAAUGUGUGUUCUGUGGAGGAGGUGUGUGGUGCCCAGGCCUACAUACUCUUCUACACGCAGCGCUCCACUCAGGACAAAGACAGGCCGCUAUAGGACCAGGACCCACUGAGCCCCGCCCCAAACCCUCCUUUGUACCUCAGCAGUCCAGUGACGUGACAUCAUCAGCAUUACCACCACCAAAACAUCUCAACCCCCCUCCCCUCUCUCACACUCUUUCUUUGUGUUCAUUUUUAUCUCCUCUGGGGGGGGAGGAAUGAUAAUUAUCAUUUAUUUUUCUAAAAGACACAAAGGACAGUCUUUUUUAAAAUUUAUUUUUGUCUUUGUGAAUCUCUUGUACAUGUUGUUUAUAUGGGUUUUAAAAGAAAAGGAAAACAUGUUUGAUAGUGUAAAGGUUUAUUUUAUCAAGAGUAUCAGCCAAGUUGUGCGUUGUAUUAUAGACACGCCUUUACAGGAGUAGAGACAGACUUUGGCCAGGUGUGACUGUAGUUCAGAUUUAUUCAGGUGUCAACCUUCUGCUCUUCUGUGCUCUGUUUUUCUUUUUCUCAAACAAUUUGAAUCAACUACAGUGUUUCUCACAGCCACUUUAGACAGUUGACUAAGGGAUGUCAGUCAGUCAAAUUCUCAACUGGAAUGUAGACUGAAACAGAUAAUUCCCUCCAUAAAUAGUUUGAGUUUAACCCCUUUAGUUUCGCCAGAGACGUAAGGGGAAGCGAGACACCUCCCUCGCUCCUAUUUUCUGAUUCAUAUAUAGUCAAUGAACUAAGCAGACCAGACCCAGCUGUUAAUGCAUUGGUGCCUAUGGGAGAGCCACCACUUAAGUGGACCGGAACGGUGAUAUUUAAAAAAAGAAAAAGAAAAGAUAAACAGCCUGAGUGGGACAUCUUAAUUUAUCCACCAUCUUUGGUAUCGCUCUCUGUAGUAAGUCCGGUCGGUCAGGAAAUGGUUUAUAAUUGAUUACUGACCUCACGCCAAAGCAUGAGGGAAACGGUUAAAAAGUAUCUCAGCUUCCCCCAAAAACAAUUACAGAACAUUUGCAAGAUAUAUUCUUUGAUUGGUUUUGGAAAAUCUAUUUUAUAACCAGUUUCCAGCUGAAUGCUGCCCUCUGUCUUCAGUGGUGCUGGUGUUUUUAGGCCUGUUGCCUCAACUUUUGGUUGGUAUCCCGACAGCAGUCAUAAUUGUCAUAGAAAAGUGCCCUUCGUUAUCAGAACAUAUCUAUUUUUGUAGUUCCUUUGCCAGAAGUGCAUUUGGUAUCAGUUCUUUGUAGCAGUCCUACCCAGGCCAGCAUUUAGAAUAUUGAAUGUAUUUUUGUAUACUCUUGACAUCGAGGAUGUUUCACAGAAGUUGUUUAAAAACAGGGCCACUGACUGUUAGAGAUUUUGUAAUUGAUUCCUUCCCCCUCUAGUUGUUUGGAAUCACCAGCAGGUCUGACCCGUCUCUCCUGUGUGUGUGUGUGUGUGUGUAUACCAGCAUGUGUUCACACAAUAUAGUUGGCUCUGUAUAAUGUAAGUAUAAAAUAGCCAGACUGGUGCAAGUAGAUCCUUGCUGCGUGUUUGAAACUGUGUGUGAGAGAUUUCUCCAUGCUGGUACUAGCUUAACUGCUCUCAACCUAAAUGCUGUUCAUCUCUAGAUUCACCUGUUGGGGAGAAUUCAAAGCACAUUUCCACCCGAUGUAUGUUGGCAUUGUGCUCAUACUGCCUCGGGUGUGUACACAUUUAUGGAAGUGAUACUAUGCAAAUUCUUACCUCAAUUUUUAGAGAAUUACCUCAUGAGAAUAUAUUUUCAUUUUUCUAAGAAAACA